Messenger RNA from Puma concolor (puma), 2985 nucleotides. RefSeq names its product transmembrane protein 67 (gene TMEM67). Gene Ontology annotation, cellular component: MKS complex; ciliary transition zone. Gene Ontology annotation, biological process: cilium assembly. NCBI's taxonomy places the organism in Eukaryota, Metazoa, Chordata, Mammalia, Carnivora, Felidae. The record is from RefSeq and is a predicted model, not a curated record.
AUGGUGACGAGCGGCGGUGGGGCCAGGGUAGCCAUGGCGGCUUGGUCCACCUUCGCCGCGGCUGUGAACGUAUUCCUCCUCUUGGCCCUCCAGCGAGUCUCACACGCCCAGACCUUCUCAUUUCCAUUCCUGCAGCCGGAGUCGUGCGGCCACAACCAGUACUUCGAUAUCUCCGCGCUGUCCUGUGUGCCGUGUGGAGCCAACCAGAGGCAGGAUGCCCGAGGAACUUCAUGUGUGUGUUUACCAGGAUUUCAGAUGAUCUCUAAUAAUGGAGGACCUGAUAUUAUUUGUAAAAAGUGCCCGGAAAACAUGAAAGGUGUUACUGAAGAUGGCUGGAAUUGCAUUUCUUGCCCUGGUGGUUUAACUGCAGAAGGAAAAUGCCACUGUCCUACUGGCCAUGUUUUAGUGGAAAGAGAUGUUAACGGAACAUUGUUGUCUCAAGCAACUUGUAAGCUCUGUGACGAAAAUGAAAACUCUUUUACAGUAGCAAAUGCUUUAGGAAACAGAUGUGUUCGAUGUGAGCCAACAUUCGUCAAUACCAACAGGUCCUGUGUGUGUUCGGAACCGAACAUUUUAACCGGGGGAUUAUGUUUCAGCAGCACAGUGAAUUUUCCUUCACGUGUAAUUUCAUCUGCCCGUUAUGGAGAACUUGGCAUGUCUUUCACUUCAGAAUGGUUUGCAAAGUAUUUGCAGUCAUCAGCAGCUGCUUGUUGGGUGUAUGCCAAUCUAACAUCUUGCCAAGCUCUCGGAAAUAUGUGUGUGAUGAACAUGAAUUCUUAUGACUCUGUCACUUUUGAUGCAUGCCGACUGUUUCAGUUUAUCUUUGAAAAUACUGGACUGCGCACUGUUCAUUCUAUUUCAUUUUGGAGACGGAAUCUUCCAUGGCUCUUCUAUGGAGACCAGCUAGGAUUAGCACCUCAAGUACUCAGUACCAUACCUCUUCCUACAAAUUUCAGUUUUAAAGGGGAAAACCAGAAUAGAAAACUGAAGUUUAUUGCUGCUUCCUAUGAUGUAAGAGGGAAUUUUCUCAAGUGGCAGACAUUAGAAGGAGGUGUUUUACAGCUUUGUCCAGACACAGAGACAAGACUGAAUGCUGCUUAUUCUUUUGGAACAACCUAUCACCAAAAUUGUGAGAUUCCUAUUUCUAAGAUCUUAACCGACUUUCCCUCUCCUAUAUUUUAUGAUGUGUACCUUGAAUAUACUGAUGAAAAUCAACACCAGUAUGUUUGGGCUGUGCCUGUGUUAAACCUAAAUCUUCAGCACAAUAAAAUAUUUGUAAACCGAGACAGUAGCCCCGGCAAGUGGCUUCUGACUCGGCGCAUUUUCUUAGUGGAUGCACUAAGUGGACGGGAAAAUGACUUAGGAAGUCAGCCAAGAUUAACUCGAAUUGCUACCCAAAUAUCACUGAGCAUCUACCUUGUGCCCAACACAAAAAAUGGAAACAUUUACCCUCCCUUAAUUACCAUUGCCUACAGCGACAUUGAUAUCAAAGAUCCCAACAGCCAGUCUGUGAAGGUUUCUUUCUCAGUCAAAUAUGAAAUGAAUCAAGGAGAAGCACAAGUCCAGACAGAUAUUGCUUUAGGCGUUUUGGGUGGGCUGGCUGUUUUAUCAUCUCUUUUGAAGACAGCAGGAUGGAAGAGGCGCAUUGGGAGUCCCAUGAUUGAUUUACAGACAGUUAUGAAAUUCUUGGUGUACUAUGCUGGUGAUCUGGCCAAUGUUUUUUUCAUCAUCACUGUGGGAACAGGUCUAUAUUGGCUUAUUUUCUUCAAAGCACAGAAAUCUAUCUCUGUUUUGCUACCAGUGCCAGCUCAGGAAGAACGUCUUGUUACUUAUGUGGGAUGUGCUUUUGCUCUGAAGGCUCUGCAAUUUUUGCAUAAGCUUAUGUCCCAGAUUACCAUAGAUAUAUUCUUUAUUGACUGGGAGCGACCUAAAGGAAAGGUUCUGAAAGCUGUUGAAGGUGAGGGCGGUGUUCGCAGUGCCAUGGUUCCUGUGAGCAUAUGGAGAACAUAUUUUGUAGCAAAUGAAUGGAAUGAAAUUCAAACUGUGAGAAAAAUUAAUCCACUCUUCCAAAUACUUACUGUCCUCUUUUUUUUGGAGGUUGUAGGAUUCAAGAACUUAGCAUUAAUGGACUCAUCCUCUAGUCUUUCCAGAAGCCCAACUAGCUAUAUAGCUCCCUAUAGCCGCAUUUUAAGAUACGCAGUGUCUACUGCUCUUUGGCUAGUCAUUGGAAGUUUACAGAUCAUGUUCUUUGCUGUCUUUUAUGAGAGAUUUAUAGAAGAUAAAAUUCGACAGUUUGUGGAUUUAUGCUGUAUGAGCAAUAUAUCAGUGUUUCUGUUAUCCCACAAAUGUUUUGGAUAUUACAUUCAUGGUAGAUCAGUACAUGGGCAUGCAGAUACUAAUAUGGAAGAAAUGAAUAUGAAUCUUAAAAGAGAAGCGGAAAACUUGUGUAGCCAGAGAGGUUUGGUACCAAACACAGACGGUCAGACUUUUCAGAUUGCAAUUUCCAGCCAGAUGAGACAACACUAUGACAGAAUUCAUGAGACACUAACAAGGAAAAAUGGCCCUGCCAGACUACUGAGUUCAUCGGCAAGUACAUUUGAGCAGAGUAUAAAAGCAUAUCAUACUAUGAAUAAAUUUCUUGGCUCUUUCAUCGAUCAUGUUCAUAAGGAAAUGGACUACUUUAUAAAAGAUAAAUUGCUUCUUGAAAGAAUUCUUGGAAUGGAAUUCAUGGAACCAAUGGAAAAAAGCAUCUUUUACAAUGAUGAAGGAUAUUCUUUCAGCAGUGUCCUGUAUUAUGGAAAUGAAGCCACUCUUCUUAUUUUUGAUGUGCUGUUCUUCUGUGUUGUGGAUUUGGCUUGCCAAAAUUUUGUUCUAGCAGCCUUCCUUACAUACCUACAACAAGAGAUUUUUAGAUUUAUACGUAAUACAGUAGGACAGAAGAAUUUGGCAUCCAAAACAUUGGUGGAUCAAAGAUUUCUGAUUUAA